Symbiodinium necroappetens is the source of this 856-nucleotide messenger RNA. NCBI's taxonomy places the organism in Eukaryota, Dinophyceae, Suessiales, Symbiodiniaceae. The record is from the annotation of a GenBank genome assembly.
AUGGCUGCGGACAGCCGCCUGUCCCUGAAAGAUUUCGACUGUGCGAAACAUGUCGCCUACUUCAAGCAGCACGCGAAGAAGCUGCCAGAACCAUACAAGACCAUGGACACCAACAGACUGACGCUGCUUUAUUUCAGCGUUUCUGGGCUGGACUUACUGGGGAAGCUGGACGAGCUGGAUCGGGAGCAGACCAUCGAGUAUAUCUAUUCCUACCAGUCCCCGCUGCCGGACCAUGGCGGCUUCUACGGCUGCCCCCGCGUGGAUUUCCAAAGUGCAGAGACGGACAAGUGUAACAACCAGCCACACAUCGCCAACACCUACGUCGCACUUGUGAUGCUGAUCAUUCUUGGCGAUGAUCUCCGCCGUGUCAACCGAAGUUCGAUUGGCCAUUCAUUGCGGAAGUGGCAGCUGGAUGACGGAAGUUUCUGUUGUGUACACUGCAUUUCCAGCCUGGACAGCGAGAGUGACAUCCGCUUCGUCUACUGCGCGGCCGCGAUUUGCUAUAUCCUAGACCUCUGGCAUGCCAUUGACGUCGAGGCGAUGACCCGGUUUAUCUACGCCUCACAGUCCUAUGACGGUGCUUUUGGCAUGGGCCCAGGAGCCGAAUCGCAUGGAGGCUGCACCUACUGUGCGGUGGCAGCCUUGCGGAUGCUGGGGCGCCUUGCAGACCUUCCCAGCAAGGACCUCCUGGUGGACUGGUGUGUGCGAAGGCAGGUCUCUGGAUUCCAAGGGCGCAUUGAAAAGGAUCCUGACAGCUGCUACUCCUUCUGGGUGGGCGGCUCCAUGCAACUCUUGGGCGCACACUUCCUCGAGCCAGACGACUGCCUGCAGUUUCUGAAACGAUGCGAAUCGCAGC